AUGCAAUCCGGGGAUAAGCUACUCUACUCAGGUCGGGAAGAAAACGAUAUCCAUAGCGAUGGAGUUGCAAUUCUCCUAAGUCGUAACGCGUAUAAAGCUCUUAUUAGCUGGGAUCCAACAAAUGAACGUAUAAUAACGGCAAGAUUUCACUCCAGGAUACACAACAUUACCAUUGCUCAAGUGUACGCCCCUACCGAAACCACAUCAGUAGAUAUAAAGUCACAAUUUUAUAGUGAGCUAGACAAAGUCCUUUCAAAAACACCUAAAGGAGACAUACUAAUAUGUAUGGGAGAUUUUAAUGCGAAAGUGGGAAAAGAUAAAACCUCCUACGAACAUGCAAUGGGUAAACAUGGAGUAGACACGCGUAACGUUAACGGAGAACUCUUUUUAGAAACAUGUAGCCGACAUGGUCUCGUAGUAGGAGGAACACUAUUUAAACAUAAACUUAGCCAUAAAACGACAUGGGUCUCUCCAAAUAGGAGGACUGAAAAUCAAAUUGACCAUUUCUGCAUAAGCCGUAAAUGGAAACAUAACCUCUGCGAUGUUAGAGUAAAACGUAGCGCCGAUAUCGGAUCUGAUCAUCACUUGGUUGUCGCUGUCUUGCAGAUGAAAGUCUGUGCCAUCCGUAAUGUUCAUCCACAGCUGUCGACACGUAAGUUUGAAGUCGCAAAACUAAAGACACCCAGCUAUCUACAUGCGGUAGAAAACGAUUUUAACAGAUUAAUAGAUCAGGUAUUCAAUCCAAAUGAUGGAGUGGAACAACGUUGGAAUCAAAUAAAAGAGAAUCUCUUACGAACAUGUGAACAAAUACUGGGACAAGACCCCAAGGGAAGAAAGGAGUGGAUGAGCUCCCAAACUUGGUCCUUAAUCGAGGAAAGACGAUCUUUGAUAUUAUCAAAGAACAAUGAAAAGUCGAUUAGUAAACGCAUUGAACUAGACAAUGCAUAUUCAAUAAAGAAUAUGGAAGUAAGGAGAGCUUGUAGGAGAGACAAAAGGAUAUUUACCGAUGAACUUGCGACCCAAGCAAACGAUGCCGCGAGCAAAAAUGAUACUAAAACUGUUUAUGCGAUAACGAGAAGAUUAACUGGUAGACAUAAACCAACUGACCGCCCCAUCAAAUCCAAGGAUGGAACUCUACUAACAAACGUAGAUGAACAAUUAAUACGAUGGAAAAUGCACUUUAUGGAAACCAUCGACAAUAGCAUACCUUAUCCUGGACCAUCAAAUGACAUGUCCGCUUCAACAUUAGUUCAGCUUAACACCAGCGCUCCAUCUCCGUCUGAAAUAGAGACCGCCAUUAAAAAACUAAAAAACAAAAAAUCGCCAGGUUUUGACCGUAUUCCACCUGAAAUUAUACGAUAUUUCAUCCACUAUUCGAGAAAAUUUGGUACGAAGAAAAAUUACCCGACGACUGGCUUCAAGGAAUCCUUGUAA
Molecule: messenger RNA, 1434 nt
Organism: Calliphora vicina (urban bluebottle blowfly)
Lineage: Eukaryota; Metazoa; Arthropoda; Insecta; Diptera; Calliphoridae
Exons: 1
Coding region: 1-1434 (477 amino acids)
Biological process (GO): chromatin remodeling
Cellular component (GO): nucleus
Molecular function (GO): catalytic activity
Source: RefSeq, a predicted model, not a curated record